Molecule: messenger RNA, 2112 nt
Organism: Toxoplasma gondii ME49
Lineage: Eukaryota; Apicomplexa; Conoidasida; Eucoccidiorida; Sarcocystidae
Exons: 4
Coding region: 846-1736 (296 amino acids)
Source: RefSeq, a predicted model, not a curated record
CAGCAUUUGUGCAAUUCAUCUACUCUGUCGCUUAGACGUAGAAGAGUAUUUUUUUCUGUUUGUCCAUUGUUUUUGCCCGUUAUUUGCUCGUUUCCCUUUUUUUAGAUUUAGAUCCCCCCCUUUCGCCGUUCGUUUCCUUGCGCACUGCUGUGACCGGCCAAUCUCGAGGUGACGAGACUGGUAGAAGUGUGUAUGAGUUUCAAAACCCGAUUUUUUCGCCUACUCCUCUGUUUCCUCUUCUUUCGUCCGUCUCCUUCAGUUCUAUUCCUUCGAUUUUUCCUCUGUCCGCCUGCUUCCCUAGAGCCUCGUCGUCGCCCCCCCCCCCGUGUAUUCGGCACUGAAAGAGCUUUCCUGUCUCCCUUUUCCAUUGUUUCUUCCGUUUCGAACUUGCCUUAUUUUCUGUCCUUGUGUUCUUUACUACUCACGUUGCUUCUCCCUUCCCCGUGUUUGCGGCACCACACCUCUGCACGCGCGCAGAACCCUCGUCUCUCUGUCUUCUCUGAGCGGAUAUCGACACCUGUACUUGCUGUCUCUUAUUAUCUCUUCCUCCUUCGAGCUCAAGAGCCCCUCCCUCCUCGCGUUCCUCUCUUCUCUUCUGUCGGACAUCGUUUUCGUCAGUUCUCUUCUUGCCUGCAGGUGUGCGUGCGUCUGCCUGCUGUCCUUUUCGUUUUCUCUCCUUCAUGAAGCAUCGUCGGAGCAAAACUCGGCAAUCCGCAUUUCUCUAUAGCUGGGGAGACCGACUGUGUUUCAACAGCGGUGAACCCUCCCGUUUCCUUCAUUGCGUAGGACAUGCAUACUCAUCAGACGAAGCCCCGACCUCUCGCUUUCCUGUGAAGCACUGAAAGAUGUUUGCUGCUCACACAUCGGUGGCAACGCAGAUACAGCCGCAACAGGCUGCAGCUGGGAUACUUCCCUAUGGAGACUGUCUUCUUCUCCUUGCCCUGAAAGAGGCCCUCCACAGACUCUCCACUCAAGCAUUCAUUCGCCAUGACGUUGCACAGACAAUUGCACAAGUGGCUCAACAGGAGCUGAUUGCACUUCUGGUUAGGUCGGCGCCUUCGCUACCCUCGAUUUGCUUGACGGGGCGUCUUCUGCUGUAUCGACACCGUCAACAGCACUGGCUCCUCGUUCUACAGUCUGUGCGUGGGGCGACCCUUUCGCCUGCUUCGCUUUCAACGCAGUCAGCAAGUGGGUCGUCCUCGACUCCUGCAGACAUUUCUGCGAAAACAAGACAAAGAGGCGAGGUCGUUAUGGCCUACCUGAGGCGCUUCUUGCCGAAAGAUAAAAGGGAAGGAAUUCGGGCUUUGCAGGGAGGCGCGGUGGUCAAGUAUAAUCUUCCAGGCUUCACGCCGUCUCACAGACAAACUGUGCCAGAGGCUCCUGUCGAGGACAAGAAAGAAUCAGUUUGUUCUCAAGAAGGAUCUUCGUCGUGCUCCGUCGGAGGGAAGGAGUCGAUGCAGGAGACAACCGCAGCUGCGACUGGAGCUGGCACAGAGCCUCUCACGUGUGGACCCCUGACUUCGUCUUCGGCGACUCGUGCUGCGGCACCGAGCUCUGAGGCGCCGCCAACUGAACCAGCGCUUGAUGGGGUGACCUAUUUUACCCACGACGGAGUGCUCCGCGCCUCAGUUCCUUUCAGUAGCUUGCCCCAAAUUAGUGCUGUCGUUUCUGCGGCUCUAGCUGCGACGGGUGGCGGCAGCGCUCAGACCCAGGAAGGCAAAAAGCGGAAAGUUUGACUCGUCCUGCGGCCUAACGCAGCAUCUGAAACACUUGUUAAGGUGACCUGAGCUCUCUAGCCCGUGGUAUUGACUGGCGCAUUCUUCGGUUUAUGUGUAAAAACACAUGCAUUUACUUAUCUAAGAAGGCGUAUGUACGUCCUCGAACUUCAUCAAGAGAGGUAUCGCCCUAAUGGCGCGUGUCGCUUUUUCUCCGUCUGGAGCAGGUGACGUUUCUAAACAGCCCUAGGGAUGAGUUCGGGCCAACGUAGGCGUUUUUGCUGUACGUUGUGACAACACUGAAAGGCGAGUUUCGGAAACUGUCAUUUCAAGCGGUGCAUGACGUGGACAAAGCGUAUCCCGAACACUUGUUUUUUUCUGUUCAUUUGUUUGCUCC